AAUCGUUUUCCAGGGCCUCCAAUCCUGUCUCGAAUCUCAGAUGGCCGAUCCCAGAACCCUCCGCCUGCGACUCUCCGCACCCAAACCCUCCCACCACUCCCUCGAGCUCUCUCUCAAGCCAUCAGAAUGGGGCGGGUGGAGCUUCCUCCAAACCUUAUCAGAAUCCGACCCGACUCCUCCUUCUUCCCCAAUCCUAAAACCCGCUUCCACUCCGUACGCGUCAAAACCCUCCUCCCUCAGCGACAGAUCCCUCCAGCUCUGCACCGAAAACCUCGGCUCCGAAACCGGGUCCGACAGCGCCUCCGCCACCGACGAUGACCGGAAUUACCUCUUCUCCCCUUCGCCUCCACGGGAAGCUGGUCCCCAACCGGAAUCGAAUUCGCCGACGCCGACCACGGGGGUGGAGGAAUCGCGGCCGGCUGUUUGUGGGAAAUACAAGAGAUCGAGGAGAGGUGGUUGUAAUUCGGCGGCUCGCCGGGAUUUCCCGCCGCCGCUGACGACGAUGAAAGGGCCGGAGGUGGUCCGGGUGAGGAGGCCCCACAGGGAAGGAGGGAGGCUGGUGAUCGAGGCCGUCAAGUGUCGAUCCCAGCCGUCGUGUUUCGAGGCGGAGAGGAUCGACGGCCGAUUGAGGCUCCACUUGGUCAGGGAUUUUGACUCUUCCUCCUCCUCCGUAACCGCCAGCGAGAAAAUUGCGGAAGGGAAUGGAGAAAUCCUUAGCCGAGAAGGAGAAGAGAUAAUGACGGAGAGUGAGAGUAGUAGGAGUAGGAGUAUGAAUAACAUUAACACAAACUCCAACACCGCCUGGAGAUGCGUAGCAGGAGGGGGACAGUAUGACAACAAGAAUGGGAAAGGCUUGUUCAACUGGGAGCCGUUUUGGGCUGCUACGGCGUCACUUCAAGUUUGAUUUUUUUUUUCUUCUUCUUCAUUCGGAUCAUAAUAUAAAUAAAUUUCCUUCGUCAUCAGUACCAUAAUUAAUCGGGAAUUUAUGAAUGAUUAUGAUUUUUUGGGAUAAUUUUUAAUGCGGUGGUCCUGGGAUGGCUACUUUUGUUGGUUGAAUAUUGUUGUCAUCUGAUCUGUAGCUGCUUUUCUAUGAGAGCUAUGGUUUUUCUAAUGAAAUAGCCAUUCCAUG
This is a messenger RNA of Linum trigynum, 1129 nucleotides long. NCBI's taxonomy places the organism in Eukaryota, Viridiplantae, Streptophyta, Magnoliopsida, Malpighiales, Linaceae. The record is from the annotation of a GenBank genome assembly.